Molecule: messenger RNA, 1689 nt
Organism: Lodderomyces oxycetoniae
Lineage: Eukaryota; Fungi; Ascomycota; Pichiomycetes; Serinales; Debaryomycetaceae
Product: TBC domain-containing protein
Exons: 1
Coding region: 1-1689 (562 amino acids)
Source: RefSeq, a predicted model, not a curated record
AUGAUGAUGAUAGAUUUUGAAUCUUUGUUAGAGUUUGAAGAGUCAUUAGGUCAAGGACUCGACCAUAGUCAUGCCAUACUAUCACGGGCUUUAGAAAAUAAAGUAGAUCACUUGAGAUUGAACGAUGAAGACGAACAAGACUCGAUAUCUUCGAUUAAUUUGUCGUCACCAAUUAAUUUAGACGAAAUCGUUCAAGAGUACAAUAUUUUAGAGGACGAGUUUGCCGCAUGUACCAGUUGUGGACAUUCAUUCAAUGACAAAGACACCACCUCUACAACUAGUCGUAUGACCUGUUGUCAAUUCCAGAUUGAGUUCAACUCCACCGUUGGUCCUUCUUUGGAGAAACUGUACUGGACUUCAUUUUUGGAGAAUCCUACCCGGACAAUAAGCACUUUACCAUAUUACACAGAAUUCCUUUGUCUCAAACAGGGAAUACCUAAUUCAUUACGUUCCAGUAUCUGGAAAAAACUAUUCUUGCUAAACUCAUCUUAUUUACCCAGGAGCAUCCAGCUUAUUUACCAAAAUUUCCAACAUUCCUAUAACGUGGAAGUUUCGCAACAAAUUCAGAAAGAUUUGUGUCGAACUUUCCCUACAAUUGAUUUUUUCAGAAAAACAGAGACAAUUGAUGAUUUGUCGACGAUUUUGAACGUAUAUGCUAAUUACGAUGCAGAAUUGGGCUACUGUCAAGGUCUUUUAUUUUUAGUUGGAGUUCUAUACCACCAUCUAAACAGCGAUUGUGAAUUAACAUUCCACGCAUUAACAAAUAUAAUGGAGAUUGAAACCGAAUUGCAUGACAUCUUCACCCCUAGCUUGAUGUUUCCUACACUAAACAAGUGGUUUGGUGAAUUUACACACAUUUUAAAACAAGCCGAUGAAGAGCUUUAUACGCAUUUGACUUCAUUUACUGAUUUACUGACAUUUUUGUACCAGUGGUGGCUAUCAUUCAUGUCGUCGCAUACUCCCAAUUUCACAAUCAUCAACAGGCAGAUGGAUCUUUGUAUGUUACAAGGAUGGAAGAUUGGUUUAUUCAAGUUGAGUCUUGGGCUCAUAAUUAGUAACAAGCCUAUACUUUUGAACAUAAAGCAAGGUGACGAAGAAGUUGUUUAUCAGCAUAUGCUAAACGAGUCCAAAUGGGGGAUCAUAAUCAAUGACUUGGAUGCGUUUUUUGGAGAAUUGUUAUUUUCGUGGAACGAUGCACUUUUUUUGGAUGUUGAGUCUAUACAAGCACCUCUGGUGUCAGCUCCAGCAAGUAUUUCAAUAUUUGACUCGCUCAAAGCGUUAUCUUCGUUGACAAUCAAGUCACUGACCAUGAAUCGAGAGAGAUCCAAUACGUUGAGUUCUUUGAUUAACCAAUCCUCAGCGUCGAUAUUUUCGUCCAACACAACAGUGUGUCAAGUUGGAAAUAAUGAACUAGAUUCGGUGUACUCGGAUGUUAGUGAGGAUAGUCAAACAGAAGCUCGAUCAUUGAUUAGUUAUUUGAAGAUUCCAACAUUUUCCAAGAAGGAAGGAAACAAGGAGAAUGGGGAUGAGUUGGUUAUGGAGAAUGAAUUACUAAAGGGUUUACUUUCAAGGGCCUAUGAUUUGUUGGAUGAGACAUGUUUAGGGAAGCAAGCCGAGGUUACUUUGUUGAGAAAGGAGAUUUCAAAGGUAUUGGGAGGUGAUGUUAGAGGUAGUGCAAGGGAAGAGUAG